UACAACCCCAAAACACCAUCCCGUCCCGUUAGAAAAAGGAAAAUGCAACCCAAGAGCCAAAUUGACCUAUUCCAGGGCUGGCCCGCCACAGCCAUGCUGCCAACCCAGCGCCUAAAACAAGCAGCUAACGACGUCCUUUCUAACAAGAUCAUCGCCAGUGAUGGACUAGCAUACGGUCCUGAUGAAGGCUACUUCCCUCUCAGAAAGAACAUAGCCAAGUGGUUGACCGAUUCUUAUGUUCCCCUGCAUACUAUAAAUGCAGAGCGCAUUUGCAUAACCGGCGGCGCAAGUCAGAACCUAGCAUGCAUACUGCAGGUAUUCACAGACCCGGUCCAAACACAGAGGAUCUGGAUCAUUGAUCCGUGCUAUCAUCUUGUCUUUCGGGUUUUUGAGGAUGCCGGAUUUGCGGGGCGCAUGGUUGGGGUUUCGGAGGAUCAGGAUGGCAUGGAUGUUACUGCUCUUGAGCUUGCUUUGAGUGAGUUUGAAAAUAGGGAGAAUACCGAUCAACAUCAUAAGGGUUCCAAGCCUCAAACCCCAUAUCGGAAGAUAUACAAGCACGUUGUAUACUGUAUCCCGAGUUUCUCCAACCCAUCUGGCACGACAAUGUCGCGCAUGCGGCGUGAAGCGCUUGUCAGGGUUGCUCGGAGGUAUGACGCUCUCAUCGUAUGUGAUGAUGUGUAUGAUUUUCUUACUUGGAGGGAUUCCUCUACCUCCGAGGCUGUGGCUAAGACGCCGGCACGCAUUGUCGAUGUUGACCGAGAACUUGAUGGAGGCCCUCAAGAUCAAUAUGGUAAUACUGUGAGCAAUGGUUCUUUCAGCAAACUCAUCGGACCUGGGUGUCGGGUUGGAUGGGCUGAAGGAACGGAGAGCUUUAUCUAUGGUCUUUCUCAGGCAGGUUCUACACGUUCGGGCGGUGCUCCUUCACAGCUUAUGUCGACUUUUAUAAACGAGUUACUGGAAGAUCACUUUUUACCGGAGUAUAUCACGAACGUUCUCAUUCCGCAGGGUCGAAGGCGUUAUGAUGUACUGGCAUCAGCUAUUAAGAAACAUCUUGGUCAUCUGGGUGUGUCGUUCACUCCUGAUCCUGAGACUACCUCGGUGGUGGGUGGAUACUUCAUCUGGAUCCAACUUCCUGUUGCUUUGAAUGCUACUCAAGUGUGUCGGUCAGCUCUUGAGGAGCAGAACUUGGUGCUAGGUACUGGUGAAUUCUUCGCUGUGCCGGGAAGAGCUUCUGUGGAAAGGGAUUUGCAUCGCAGAUUGAGACUUUGUCUCAUGUGGGAGGAUGAAGAGCGCUUGGUUGAGGGUGUUGAGAGGCUUGAGGCCGUCAUUGAAAGCUUAAUUCAUGAUCAACAGCAAAUAAGAAGCGAGAGAUAG
Molecule: messenger RNA, 1374 nt
Organism: Penicillium nucicola
Lineage: Eukaryota; Fungi; Ascomycota; Eurotiomycetes; Eurotiales; Aspergillaceae
Product: aminotransferase-like domain-containing protein
Exons: 3
Biological process (GO): biosynthetic process
Molecular function (GO): L-2-aminoadipate:2-oxoglutarate transaminase activity; pyridoxal phosphate binding
Source: RefSeq, a predicted model, not a curated record